This is a messenger RNA of Trifolium pratense (red clover), 1840 nucleotides long. RefSeq names its product hydroxycinnamoyltransferase-like. NCBI's taxonomy places the organism in Eukaryota, Viridiplantae, Streptophyta, Magnoliopsida, Fabales, Fabaceae. The coding region runs from base 107 to 1540 and encodes 477 amino acids. The record is from RefSeq and is a predicted model, not a curated record. The transcript is spliced from 3 exons. Gene Ontology annotation, molecular function: acyltransferase activity, transferring groups other than amino-acyl groups.
CACUAUAAAUAGCUAAUAGUAAUAUUAACAAAAACAAAGACAAUUACUAUUAGCGUUUGUUCUUUUUUUUCUCUGAACAUUACUAAUAUUCUUGGUGGAAGAAAGAAUGUCAGAGAAUAAGGUAACACUAGAAUCAAAACUAACAGUUGUAUCAAGUAGACCUGUGAAAUCAGGUAAGACUCAUAAGUUAUCAGGUGUGGAUCAUGCUAUGGGAUAUCAUACAUUGCAUUUGAUAUUCUACUACAAGAAUGAAGAAAAAUGGUUUGGUUCAUUUGAGUUGGAUCCUUUGAGGGAAUCAUUGUCUGAGGUUUUGUCGAUAUAUCCGACAGUAACAGGACGAUUGGCGCGAGAGAAGGAGGAGGAUGGUGGUGAUUGGGAAGUUAGGUGUAAUGACGCCGGUGUUCGAGUUAUAAAGGCUAAUGUGGAUUGUACCAUUGAUGAAUGGCUGUCAUCUUCUGCUUUUGGAUUUGAUGAGACACAGCUUAUUGCUUGGGAUGAUAUGCCUCAUGAUACAAGUACUUGGUCUCCUUUUCGAAUUCAGAUCUUACAAAUAUAUCAUUUCAAUUCUACUAUACCUCUUGAUAAUUCAGUGGUAUUUACUCACCACCGUAUAAGAACAAACCAAAUAAAUAAACAGUUUCAAGAAGGAGGGCUUGCAAUAGGACUAAGUUGUAGUCACAUGCUUUCUGAUCUUACUUUUGCAUCAUCUUUCUUGAAAUCAUGGUCACAAACUCACCGCCACUACCCUAUUUCACACCCUCCUUUCUUCAAUCCAAUUACUCCAAAUAACAUUAACAAUGUUCCAAAUUCAUCCUCAAAACCACAAACUAUUAUUACUUCUUCAACAAACAACAUAGUCACAGCCACUUUCAAAUUUCCAAGUUCAAUCAUUAAACAAUGUCUCUCCAAAAUCCAAAACACAACAUGUUCCAAUGCUACUCCAUUUGAUUUUCUCUCAGCUUUGUUUUGGACUCGUGUUACUCAUUUGAAGCCUUCAAAAGUUCAUAAUCAAAAUCACUCUUUAUCAAUCUGUAGAGACUUUAGAAAGCUUGUUAAACCAUCACUCCCUAUAGGGUAUUUCGGAAACGCGUUACAUUUUUCAAAUCUUUCGAUAAAAGUACAAGACAUGGAAAAUGGUCAAUUAGAAGACAUGGCAAAUCUAAUACACAAGCAUUUGAAAGAGGUUACGGAGGAAGAAAUUCGGUCGUCUAUAGAAUCGUUUGAGACACGAAAGGAAUCAACCCCGAAAUGUAUGUAUGGUUCUGAGUUAACUUGUGUUUAUAUGGAGGAAGAAGAGUCGGCGUCGUUGUUGUAUGAAUCAAUGUUUAGUAAUAGUGAAAAACCAGCUCAUGUUUCGUGUCGAAUUGGGAAUGUGGAUAGUGAAGGUUUGAUUAUGGUGAUGCCUUCUUCUGAAGGAGGAUUUGCAAGAACUGUGAUAGUAAUGUUGCAGGAGGAAGAACUUGGUAAACUAUGCAAUGAUCAAGAAAUAUUGAAGCUUGAGCCAACAAUUAUUCUUGCUGGUUGUCUGGUACAACAUUGAUAUUUUUAGCAGAAGUUUUUGGAAGAAUCGAAUUCUGUUUGAAAGAAUUAAUCUGUAAGUGUGUUUGGAAGAAUUAAUUAUUGGCAAGGUAGUGGUUGUGGCUAAAACUUAGUAAAAUUGUGCCUAAAUAAUCAGUGUACGUGUGGGAUAAAAUGUGUGAUAAGCAUUUACAAGAUCGAAUUGUACAUUUAUUCAUUUUUAUAAAGAUAAUUAUUUACUAAUAUCAUGUAAUAACAAAAACCAAUCAAGAUAAUUCAAUGGCUUCAAUACCAAUCAAGAUAAUUAUCUUUGAUGUUAAUA